AUGUGCGUCCCGUCUGGACUCCUGGUCGCCUUUACUCAGAUAAUCCCAGAGCACCAGAUCCAGCUGUUCGGUAUCAUCAAAGCGCGCGUCAAGGUAGGACGAUCCAAGGCUUUCGUUGCCGCUGACGACACACAGACGAUCCCAGGCAUAUUUCUUCUGAUCUCCAACGUCCUUGUCCUUGUUCUGGGACCUUCACCCUAUAUCCUAAUCCAGUUCGGAUUCUUCGUAGCGUGGGUCUACUUAAGGUUCUACAAGUUGUCCGAGAAUGGAGAGUAUCGGGGGGAUCGGAGCGAGACUUUCGCUUUCCAGUACUGGUUGCCACCUCCUGUGCGGUACGUCCUGUUCCGACUUGUGCAGGCAUGGGACGAAGCCCAGAUCAACGCAUAUGCCGCUUUGCCCGGACCGGGAGGAGCCCGGGCCGAAGCUGAACGUCGACGAGCUGUAGCCCUUCGGGCACUGGAUGCGAGACUGGCUUCGUCUUCUCCUGGCCCCUCAACACCAGCUGAGGCCAUUGCGAAGGCUGUCCCCCAAUCGAGCGCAACCGACCAAGCAUCUCCCUCUUUAUAG
Molecule: messenger RNA, 567 nt
Organism: Trichosporon asahii var. asahii CBS 2479
Lineage: Eukaryota; Fungi; Basidiomycota; Tremellomycetes; Trichosporonales; Trichosporonaceae
Exons: 4
Coding region: 1-567 (188 amino acids)
Biological process (GO): retrograde vesicle-mediated transport, Golgi to endoplasmic reticulum
Cellular component (GO): Golgi apparatus; membrane
Source: RefSeq, a predicted model, not a curated record